Molecule: messenger RNA, 5703 nt
Organism: Dunckerocampus dactyliophorus (ringed pipefish)
Lineage: Eukaryota; Metazoa; Chordata; Actinopteri; Syngnathiformes; Syngnathidae
Gene: psmc3ip
Product: PSMC3 interacting protein
Exons: 8
Coding region: 1063-1764 (233 amino acids)
Biological process (GO): meiotic joint molecule formation; meiotic strand invasion involved in reciprocal meiotic recombination; homologous chromosome pairing at meiosis
Cellular component (GO): DNA recombinase auxiliary factor complex; condensed nuclear chromosome
Molecular function (GO): recombinase activator activity; double-stranded DNA binding
Source: RefSeq, a predicted model, not a curated record
AAACUGAUAAGAACAGAUACUACACUUGAUCUUAGCCAAAAGGCCGAGAAGCGAUACUUACCGAAAAAAAAGGGACAGAGGUGAUUCUGGACGCAACAAACUAAAGUGACGGUUACACUCACGCCAAACAUCACCGUCAAGCAUCAGUACGCCAAACAACAACCAUACACAUUAUAACUAAUAAAAUGUGCAAGGACGUUGGUUUUCGUACUUUAGAUGACUGAAAUCUUUGCGAAUUGCUUGUUUUGUCAAGAUCACGUGGUUCCCAUUGGUCCAAUAGGAAGGGGCGGUAAACAUUUCAUACAACCGCAUCAAAGGAGUCUUAUACGCCCAACAAAAACAAUGAACAGUCAAUACAAAACACAAACGUUGGUCUUACAAUGUUGCAAAAAGCAAAGUAGCCGCGCGGUUAACAUUUAAUACAAGUACCGAGACCGCCAAGUCAUACUACUUCCGGUUUCUUACUCAUUCCACCCCGACAGUAACGCGACCGCCACCCAGUGAUGCGGAGUAUCAACUACAUUAAAAUGACAUAUAAAACACACACAGUACAACAAAGUUCGUACAACAGAAGCACGUAGCAGUUAUUGGGCUAACGUGGAGUGGAGGAUCCACAGAAAGAUGAGUGGUGAAAUACAUCACGUCAAUUCGUCAGGUAUGCGUUGAUUGUUAAAGCAAAACAGGAGAGUCUAGUCAACAAAAUGUUCUGCGCUAUUGAUAAAAGGUAAGCAAGGGCGACAUCUAGCCUCGAAUACUGCAAACUACAUCAAGUGGUCAUACAAACCCCACAGUAUUUUUUGCUGAAAGUUGAAAUACGUGCAAUUUACGGUAAACUAUUUAAACAUGAGUUAACAGGUGUGCUUAAUAUGCUAAAAGUGAGUUAAAACGCCCGCGGCUUUGCUUAAAAUGCGUAAAAUAUGUCAUAAGCCAACCCGGCAGUCGUAGGCUCUGAGUAGUACGAGCGCUCACUCUGUAUUUAUUUCCAAUAGAAGAAAGGCGUUUCAGCUACGACGAGAAACUUAUGUAAGUGUGAUACAUCUUCUGCAUAGACGAUUGUUUUGGAUGCAUGAUUUGUGCGCCAAACUCAGUUGGGAAAGAACGGAAGAGACAGAGGACGAGAAGGAAAUGAGUAAAAAGGAUAACGGUGCUGCGGUCAUCCUGGCCUACCUGAAUGCCAAGAACCGUCCUUACAGCGCCCAGGAUGUCUUCUGUAAUUUACAAAAGCAGCAUGGAUUGGGCAAAACGGCAGUGGUCAAAGCCAUGGAGCUGCUGGUCCUGGAAGGCAAGAUAAAGGAGAAGACUUACGGCAAACAGAAGAUUUACUUUGCUGAUCAGGCUCAGUUUAAAGAUGUGAGUGAUGCAGACCUGAAGGCAAUGGACUGUCGCAUCUCAGCGCUCAAUGAGGAGGUGCAGGCCCUCAGCCAGAGUUGCAGACAGCUGGAUGCAGAACUGAAGGAGCUCAACAGCAGCCUUACCACAGAAGAAAUGAUGUCAGAGAUGGGGAGGCUGAAAGAAGAGUGUUCAUCAAGCCGCGAGCGCCUGAAGAAUAUAAAGUCCGCCAGCAAUCACGUCACACCAGAGGAAAAAGAGAAGGUUGUGAAAGAACACAACAUUUAUGUGAGAGAGUGGCGCAAGAGGAAGCGACUGGCUUCAGACAUGAUGGACACAAUCCUGGAGGGAUACCCCAAGAGCAAGAAGGAAUUUCUGGAGGAGGUUGGUGUGGAGACAGAUGAGGACUGUAAGGUGGUAGUGCCGACUGUCUGAUGUAAUGUUAUGUAAAAGUACCAAUCACUGUUGGACCUUGAAUGAUUUAGUUGGUACAGUUUAUUUCAAUUCCUCUUACUGACAGAUAUCGUUCAGAUGAAGCAUUCAGUACUACUUCCACCUUAUUAAAUGUUCAGGACAGGUUGACUUGGUCAAUGGCAUAUUUAUUUAACCAGGAGAGACGUCCUGCAGUACACAGAAAACACAUACAGCACAUACAGUGUCAAGCGGCAAGAGAAGAAUAAUUUAGCAAAUAUAAAAGGUAUGCCAAAUGGACAGAUGUGCAAGCAGAUGAGCUUCUGUUGGUGUUUUUAAACGUGUCUAAUUAUAUAAAUAUUAAAAUACAGAAAUGUUUCACCCCCAUUAUUGCAGGUCUUUAGAACAGACAGUAAAACUAAAUUGCCAAACAAGUCUAGUAAAAGGCAGAAUUUUGGCUGAAGGAACGGAUGAGGGGCCAAAAGAUACAGAAAUUGGCACUGGUUGGUGCCAUUUCACUACUCAAGCACUCCUGAGUUUGACGCAAUUGAGCAAGGCACUAAACAGUUCUUUCAUGUGCACUCGACCCUGUAAAUAUGAAAAUGUGUUUUAACUCCAACUAGUAAGAGGCUAUGUAUUGAUAUACUGUAUAGAAAUAGGAGCAGUCAUAGGACAGACUCCUGAGGCACACCAGAAGUUAAAAAGGGGAAAUGGAGGCUAAACUUUCUGCCUGAGCACUUUGUUUAUCAAGUUUAUUACACCUACUUGUCGGCAUUAUCUAGAAGGGAGAGGCUUUUAAAUAAAAUACAUUUAUGAUGAGUGUGGCUGUGUUGUUGGUCAAUACAAUCAUCGGUUACCUAAUGUAUAGAGCAGGGGUAGGAAACCUCUUUGUCUCAGAGCCAUGAAAGCCACAUAUUCUAAAAUGUAUUUCCGUGAGAGCCAUAUGUUUUAACACUGAAUACAACUAAAUGUGUGUGUUUGUAAGAAAGACCGAUUUUAGAAUAUAAAUCUAUAAGUCUACUGAAGCUAACCAAUAAUAAAUUAAAUACUUAUUACCAUUAAUGCGACUUUUGGUGCUGCAUGGUUUUGCGCCAUACGCCGUAUCUUUUUGCCAUAUUCUUCGUGAAAAGGACGAAGAAUAUGUUAUAUGGCAAAAACGAUUGACUAUUUGACUAAAAGGAGGGAAGUUUACUUCUUGACCUCUCAAUAACCCGAGUAGGCUCCACAUUAUCCAGUAAUGGAGUUUUGGUGUCUAACCCGGAAAAAUAUUGGAAGGGCAGCUGGCAUUUUCUGUGGCCACAUGCACUGUGGUAGAAGAUGGAUGGAUGGAUUCAAAUACAUAAGAAUGUUUUAUAUUUUGAAUGUUAUUUUUAACACUGAUUUCUGUAAUGUUGUACUUUGAAAUGUACUGUAAGCAAAAAAUUUUUAAAUAAGUACCGGUAAAUGUUAUCAUGCUAAGAAAUGUCAGAGAGUCAUCAAAAGAGUCAUAUGGCUCCUGAGCCAUAGGUUCCCUACCCCUGGUAUAGAGUUGCUAUUACAGUGCGCUAUUUUGUUGCUCUCCUUUACCAGUCUGGUGAUUACUGAUGUUCUAGCAUUCGGCCAAAGACUGACAACUCACCAGUAGGUUUUCAUACACACAACAUGCACGCUGCCCGUGCUGUCAUCUAUUUACAAACAAACGUUCUAUGCUGGCUUUACAGCGCUUUGAGAACCCCGUCUUGGUAACAACUGCUACUAAUAAAAAAUGAGUCGCCCCAAAAGGGACUGAAAGAACACUUUCCACAUCCUGGUGCAACACCUGCAUUACAAAUAUAGUAUGUCAUAGAAAACCUGGAUAGCGAUCGCUGCAGCAAUGACUUGGUUUUACUCCACAGCAAUUGACUUAACACGGACAGUGUGUGCGUCCUGUCGAUUAUACACUCACUGGCCACAAUAUUAGGCACACCUGCGCAAUUUAGCAUCAGAAACUCACAAACACUGUGAGUCUCCAACCCUGAGAGAGAAACCCGCACACACACUAUUACACAUGUUGCUCUUAAAAACAUGAUGGCAGUAUUAAAACAUUAAAAGAAGGCCAGCGUUGAUGUUGUGUCUGUCUGCUGGCUUUUAUAAAGUCCACGCUACAUUAUAAAACCUACCUGACACUUCCAACACAUUACAAUAUCAAACACCAGCUUAUGUCAAAAUGAGACAAACGUGGCUAAAAUAUACACUUAUGUACGAUGUACCAUUGCGACUUCAGACCCACGUCGUCCAGCGGCGGUGGAGACACCCAAAGUCCCAAAAGCCAGCGUCAGUAGAGCUGACCACUGAGCUGUCUCAGCACACUGAUGACAAAAUUCCUCAGCAUCUACAGGGGUUUAAAAAAAAAAAAAAAAAGUCAAGUCAAGGCAAGGUUGAAACAGCCCUGGUGGCGGAGGACCAAACAGAUCUCUACCAGCGGCUUGCAGUGUUCCUCGAUCCAGUUGAUAACGCUGGCUGAGAGCUCCUGGAAGCUGUUGACUGAGACGGAGUUGCUGAAGGAGUCGAAGAGGGAGUCCAUGAUGCUCUGAAAGAUGUUGAACUUCAUCUGGUCCGACACCUGGUUGUCCCCUUGUGGGUGGUUCUGGUGGGCCUUCACGAUCUGCUCAUAGUUCCUGUUAAAGAGAAGACAUCAGCGCUGGACCUGCAUGCUGACUUUCAACACGGCAGAGGAAGAGGAGGAUCAGUGUCACGUUUUCAUGAUCUUCAGCGCAGUCACUUCUUUCCUCAGGCGGGAAACCUCCUCCUCCUGCUUCCUCUUCUCUUUGUGAAGAAAAUUGAUGUACUCGAUGGCUGCAGACAUUUAACAAAAACACCUAAAGCAGGCUUCACUACACAUCUUAAAACAAAGCCUGAUGCUGUCAACAACCUGUCAGCUACAGACGGGGGAGCUGUUAAGUCGCAUUAUUUUGUUUUCCUUCAGCGAAUACACUAACCUAAUAUUAUGUUGCUUUUAAACUGAGUGUAAUGUUAGCACUGUAGCAUCACAUAGCAUUUUUUUAUUGUCAAUUAUACAGUGCUAGCUUGGCAUACAAGUGUCCAAAGUGUUUUUUUUUAGAUGCGAGUCGUCUCUCAGCUAAUUUUUUUCUUUGAACUGCAAGCUAAAAUCUGGGUUACGAGCUGCUAGUUACUGGCAGGCAUAGCCAAAGACAGCUAUAUGGGGGCUUUUGUCAAUGUGACCAUGACUGAAGACGAGAAUGAAUGUAAAUAGCAUUAGCAGUGCACUAGCUAGUCACCGAGUAAUAUUUUCAACGCAUAAUUAAAAACAUACGUACAUUAUAGCGGUCUAAUUUAUCAAUUAAUAAGACAGUAACAACAUCAAAUUAAAAGCACUAAACGAAUACAGAGCCACCAUCCACCAGUACGAACCUAGAGUUUGUUUUCCCUGAGAGGUGCACUGCACAAAUAUGCACAUUCGCACUCAAUAAGGUCACCAAAUCUUACCUUUAUGCAGUUCCAACAUAGUAUCAGCAUUUGGGACCAAAUAUGAGGUGAAAGAAAAACAGGAAAUAUACAGUAUAGUAGCACGGGAGAAAGUUAGAUGGUGCGUUCAAGGACCGUCAAAGUGGGACAGGUGCAAAAACUGGAUGACUUUUUGGAAUAAAGUAAUGGCCCAUAUUUCCAAAAUGUGUAUCAAUUUAAAUGUAAUUUGAUGUAGUUAUUUACAAAUGAAGUAUUUUUUAAAGUGUUUUUUUCCCAGUGGUUGGGGACCCUUGCCUCACAGAAUGCUUGUGGAUUUAUAGAAUUGGCUUCUUUAUUUUAUAAUGUAAGAUUAUUGUCUACAUCAACAAAUAUAAUCGUUGAAGCGUACUGAAUCGUUUGUACACUAUCGAAUCGUUCUCUUUUUAAAAUAUAAUCAUAUCGUAACCCGUGUAUCUAGAUGCGUCUCGAAUCAUCUACCACAAAGCUUUACAUCCCUACAAUGUUUGAUAUGUUCAGCCA